Molecule: messenger RNA, 981 nt
Organism: Haemonchus placei
Lineage: Eukaryota; Metazoa; Nematoda; Chromadorea; Rhabditida; Trichostrongylidae
Source: the annotation of a GenBank genome assembly
AUGGAUAACCACGAAGAGGCAAAAAAGUUACGCGAUGAAGACUUUGAAGAGCUGAUGGCUGCUUGUGAUACGGCCAAAAAAGCCGUGAAGAAGGACAAUGUAGGGAAGCCCACUUCCAAGGAACCUGUGACCACGCUGGAUGAUGACCCGAUUUCUCUGACGGAGGAUAUGCCUGUAAGGGUACCCACAGUCAUGACUCCUAUGAGAUCACAUUCCUUUGGAACUACUGACGAACCACAUUCACCCACUCUCAAGCAUAAAUCUCAAUCAACUUCGUUUCCUGAGAAAAGCGAGAGAAAUCCUCGAACUUUGGACAAACUUGAUUCCGAUUCGGACCCACUUACCGUAGUAGAAAGAGAUGACAACGGAUUCGUAUUCUAUAAAUGCCGAUUCUGUGGAUUAACGUUCAACUAUAUGAAUACACUGAGAGCUCACGAACGCGUACAUAACAUCUCGCAGCCUUUCGUCUGUGGCAAAUGCGGUGACUCAUUUGAAUUCGCCUGUCAACUCGAGUACCAUACACAACAACAUGGCGAUGCAAAAGGAUACAAAUGUGAAUGCGGUCGAACAUUCUUUUCUUACACUGAGAUGCUCUAUCACAAACAUCCGGAAGAUAUUGAAAAAGAGAAAGCCGAUAAGGAACUCUAUGGGUGCCCAGUGCUUGUCCAUCCCUCUACGAGUCGAGUCGCUCUAUUACAAGACAUGCCGACACCAGCAUAUAUGGAGGAAGGAUUCGAGCCGAAGCAUCCUCUGAAGGUCUAUUCGGAUGUCCGAUCCAAGCCCUACAUUUGCGAGUAUUGCUCAAAGAGUUAUCCAGACAGUCGUCAACUGGCAUAUCACAUGUAUAGUCACAGAGGUGAAAGGCAAUUCAAUCCGAGGUCUUCACGAUAUUUGAUGGGACGUACCGGGGUGGGAUACACCGAUCGAAGUUCAUAUUUCCUGUUCCCUAGAACCAGUGGAUACGUACCACCAUUGUACUGA